ACACAUAUGUCACUUCCGCCCUCUUUCACACGCCAUUUUGAACGGAACAUGUUAAGGAUAGGGAUGCAUUGUUAAAGGAGUGUGUUAAUUGUUCUUAAUGAUUACUAUCAUGUAGAUGUGAGCUAGAUGAUCGUGAUAGCAGUUCGUUUAUUUCAAGUCUUCCGUGGCCGCUUCAGUAGGCUUUCUAGAUGAGUUACAGUAAAUCCCCGCCAGCCGAACAAGCAGAGGCAGACAGCUCCGGGGUCGGAUAGUGGCAGGAGUCGAGCUCCCUCUUUCGGUGUGGUGAGUCCGCCUCGGCAUCGCUUAGUCCGGGGAACCGGCUGCAGGCUGCAGGAGGAGGGACAACACGGGGAACGCGCCGCUUGUGCUUUGUCUCUCAGCGAUUGUGCUGUGUGAGGCGGCUACCUCAGCGGGAAGCCCAGUCCGAGCCAGGUGGGCAGCAUGUUCCAGCUCCCAGUUAACAACCUUGGCAGUUUGCGAAAAGCCAGGAAAAAUGUAAAGAAAGUACUAGGGGAUAUUGGUUUAGAAUUUUGCAAGGAUCAUGUUGAUGACUAUAAAGACUUUGUACCCAAUGAUUUCUACGUCAAGAACACCACGUGGGACGACGUGUGUAUGUGGGAUCCUUCUCUUACAAAAACACAAGACUACCGGUCAAAGCCAUUCUGUUGUUCAGACUGCCCAUUUUCUUCUAAGUUUUUUUCUGCUUAUAAGAGCCACUUUCGUAAUGUCCAUAGUGAGGAUUUUGAGAAUCGUAUCCUUCUUAACUGCCCUUAUUGCACUUACAAUGGGAACAAGAAGACUCUGGAAACGCACAUCAGACUCUUUCACAUACCCAACAAUGCAAUGCGCCAGAGGACUGGAGGCCUCCAAGGGGCAGUAGCUGGCCUGAAGGAUGGUAAUCGCCUGGACAAGCCUCGAGACAGUGUAGAGCAGGCUGUGUACUACUGUAAGAAAUGCACUUAUAGGGACCCACUAUACAAUGUGGUGCGCAAGCACAUUUACCGGGAACACUUCCAACACGUUGCUGCUCCAUAUUUAGCCAAACCCGGUGAGAAGACAGCAACUCCUAAUGGCUCAACAGCUGGUCCUGAUUCAGGCAGAGGUAGCAUUUCCGAUUCUAAUAGCCCUGCAGGUGCUAGUAACAGUAACAGCUCAGCCAUCCACUGUAAGCGCUGCCUUUUUGUGCCCCGUACUUAUGAGGCACUGGUGCAGCAUGUUAUUGAGGACCAUGAACGCAUUGGUUACCAGGUUACUGCCAUGAUUGGCCAUACAAAUGUUGUAGUACCUCGUGCCAAGCCUGUUAUAAUGGUGGCACCUAAAUCCCAAGCAGACAAAAAUGUCCCCAUCGCUGCACCAAAGGGAUCUCUGGUGAAUUCUGGGCUGCGGCCAUUGUCUACACAGCAAUUGGGUCGUCUUGUCGUUCCUAAAGGAGGUAUGAACUCUGCUCGGCUCUUAUCAGGUGUUAAUUUGAAGUCGGGUACGUUUGGCUUGAAAUCUAGCACUACUCAGGCAGUGUCCAUAGAAGGACAGCAAGUACGCAUUGCUUUGCCAGGCAGUGCACUCUCAGUGCCCCAGCAGUCCCAAACAUCCAGACCUCAACUUUCCUCUAACAGUCUGCGUAGCCCAAUUUCAGCAUCAACAUCUGCUUCUGUUCUAAAGAUUCCUCCACUGACUUCACGAAUUCAGGCAGCUGCUGCUAACGUAACAUCUGCCACGCCCAGGAAAGGCAUCUCUCCCCUGGGCACAUCUUACACUCAGAAAUGGAAGAUCUGCACAAUCUGCAAUGAGCUUUUUCCAGAAAAUGUGUAUAGUUCUCAUUUUGAGAAAGAGCACAAAGCUGAAAAGGUGCCAGCAGUGGCCAACUACAUCAUGAAGAUACACAACUUCACCAGUAAAUGCUUAUAUUGCAACCGCUACCUGCCUAGUGACACGCUACUCAACCAUAUGCUUAUCCAUGGUUUAUCAUGUCCAUACUGCAGGGCUACUUUCAAUGAUGUUGAGAAGAUGGUAGUACACAUGCGAGGGUCACAUCCCAAUGAGUCUGUAGGGGCACGCACUGAUUCCCCACUGACUUUUGAUCUUACCCUUCAACAGGGAAACCCCAAGAAUGUCCAGCUGAUUGUCACCACUUACAAUAUGCGGGAUGCUCCUGAAGAAUCUGUGGCAUUCCAUGCCCAAAACAAAUCCUCACCCACUACACAGGGAAAUAAGCCUCAGAAUCCACGCUUCCCAAAGAUUCCUGCUGAGACCCCAGAUGCAACAGUUGUUAAGAGUGGACCACAGACAGCUGUUCCCUAUAAGAGAGAUGUGGGCAAGACCCUUUGUCCACUCUGCUUCUCCAUUCUGAAGGGUCCUAUCUCUGAUUCCCUUGCACACCACUUGAGGGAGCGACAUCAGGUGAUCCAGACAGUGCAUCCAGUGGAGAAAAAGCUAACCUAUAAGUGCAUACAUUGCCUUGGUGUCUACACCAGUAACAUGACAGCUUCUACUAUCACUUUGCAUCUGGUUCACUGCCGGGGCGUGGGUAAAACCCAGAACGGCCAGGACAGCAGGUCUUCUGCAACUUCUAGGCUUGUCAAGGCUCAGGGUGCUUCCUUAAAACGGGCUGGCUUUCAAAUUGAUGGCGAAAUUGACCCAAAGAAACGCAAAGUAGGACCAGAAGACUAUACUCAGUCAGGCCCGCUUGCCUUAAUUGAGCAAAAAGAGGAGCCUGUCGUAUUGGCUUUAAACCCAAAGGGCCAUGAAAAUGAGUCCUAUGAGGCUCGCAAAGCUUUUCUCACCCAGUAUUUUAACAGGCAGCCCUACCCCACUCGCCGAGAAGUAGACAAGCUAGCAUCCAGUCUAUGGCUCUGGAAAUCGGAUGUUUCAAGCCAUUUUGCAAAUCGAAGAAGGAAAUGUGUCCGUGACUGUGAAAAACAGAAUGUUAGUGUUUUGCUUGGAUUCAAAAUGCACCAUGUUAUGCAGUUACAGCAUUUAGUGGACUUUGACACUGAGUGUUACUUUAAAUCUAACGAAAAGGAGCAAAAAAGUCGGACAUCUAGGGAUUUCACAGGCAGAUCUGCUUGUGCAAUUAGACGACUUAAACAAGCUAUUUCUAAUGGUGAUGUCCAGCAGCAUGGGGUGCCAGCUAGACCUACUGCCAGUGCCUCACCACACUCUAACGGUCAAAAGGUCAAUGAGUCAGUCAAGACACUUUUAAAACCUGCGGGAUUUAUAAAUUCAGAGCCGAUUUCUGUGGACUCUGACAGUGAUGAUGAGGGAGAUCUCAAGGAAACACAACAAAUGGACACCAAGUUGAGCAACCAGAUAGCUGGUGUGGUAAAAAGUGAAGAGAGUACAAGUGACUCUUACCCAGAGGAUUCUCUCAAUGGUGAGAACGGUUACGGGUCAUUAGACCAACUGCAAAACCAAGGAAGGCCCAAAGAAGAGGGUCAGUCUGGACAAUCAGGUACCUGCCUUGACGAGCAACAGGUCUGAUACAGUUCACCUGCUUCAUUUCCCAGAAUUCAACAGUGCUGCCUCACUUGAACUUGUGGACCACGCUAAUGGGCAACGAGAUGGGAUACUUUCGUAAACUUUCUGAAGCCAUUUUACAGGCAAAAAGUCAGACUUUUCAUAAUGUAGAGAUGAGUGUUAAAUUAGGUUACUGAAAUGGAGGCAAGAAGGAGCUUUUCCUCAGGCUAGGGAAAGCUAAUACUUAAGAUGCCCCAAUCAGUAAAUGUUUUGCCUUUAUUUUAUUUUAUUUUUUCUAUUUUUCU
Tachysurus vachellii is the source of this 3758-nucleotide messenger RNA. It is a transcript of the gene adnpb, whose product is annotated as activity-dependent neuroprotector homeobox b. The record is from RefSeq and is a predicted model, not a curated record. The coding region runs from base 442 to 3477 and encodes 1011 amino acids. Gene Ontology annotation, molecular function: DNA binding. Gene Ontology annotation, cellular component: nucleus. Gene Ontology annotation, biological process: regulation of gene expression. Lineage: Eukaryota; Metazoa; Chordata; Actinopteri; Siluriformes; Bagridae. The transcript has 4 exons.